UCCACCAAAAGAGAGAAAAAACCCAAAACGUUUUUCUUUUUGGGUAAUUAUCAAAACUUCAAUUCUAAUUUUUCAAAUUUUUAAAACCCUAAAAACCCAUCAUUUCCUGUAAGGAAAAGAAAAAAAAAUAUGGCAACACUUCAGCUCACAAACCCAAACGAGCUGAUGAUCUCAUCCCCUUCAAUUCCAACCCCAUUUCAACACAAGUCAUUGCCUUUUAGAAAAUGCUUUUCUCACUGGAAAAGCAGCAAUUCUUCGCAGAAACGACACCGUUUUGGGGUUGUCAGUUGCUCUUUUACCCCAAUGGAAUCGGCCAAAAUUAAGGUGGUUGGUGUCGGUGGAGGUGGCAACAAUGCCGUUAAUCGCAUGAUUGGUAGCGGUUUACAUGGUGUUGAUUUCUAUGCUAUAAACACAGAUGCGCAAGCAUUGUUACAGUCUGCUGCUGAGAACCCACUUCAAAUUGGAGAGCUUUUGACUCGUGGAUUAGGUACGGGUGGGAAUCCACUUUUGGGAGAAGAAGCUGCUGAAGAAUCUAAAGAAGCAAUUGCAAACGCACUAAAGGGGUCAGAUCUUGUGUUUAUAACUGCUGGUAUGGGUGGAGGAACAGGGUCUGGCGCUGCCCCAAUUGUUGCCCAGAUAUCCAAAGAAGCAGGUUAUUUGACUGUUGGUGUCGUAACCUAUCCUUUCAGCUUUGAAGGACGUAAGAGAUCCUUGCAGGCUUUGGAGGCUAUUGAAAAGUUGCAAAAGAAUGUUGAUACUCUUAUAGUCAUUCCCAACGACCGUCUGCUGGAUAUUGCUGAUGAACAGACACCCCUUCAGGAUGCUUUUCUUCUUGCUGAUGAUGUUCUACGUCAAGGAGUGCAAGGAAUUUCAGACAUAAUCACAAUACCUGGACUGGUAAAUGUGGAUUUUGCAGAUGUAAAGGCAGUCAUGAAAGACUCUGGAACUGCAAUGCUUGGAGUGGGAGUUUCCUCUAGCAAAAACCGUGCAGAAGAAGCAGCUGAACAAGCUACUUUAGCUCCCCUAAUUGGAUCCUCAAUUCAAUCGGCUACAGGAGUAGUGUACAAUAUUACAGGAGGAAAGGACAUAACCCUACAGGAAGUGAAUAGAGUGUCUCAGGUUGUGACAAGUUUGGCUGAUCCUUCUGCUAACAUCAUAUUUGGGGCUGUCGUGGAUGACCGCUACAAUGGAGAGAUUCAUGUUACUAUCAUUGCUACAGGCUUCUCACAGUCAUUUCAGAAGAAACUAUUAACAGACCCCAAGGCAGCAAAGCUGAUUGACAAAGUUCCAGUGGACCAAGAAAGCCAGGGAAUGCCCUUCCCCCUCAAGUCCCCAACAUCACCUUCAACUGUUCCAUCCAGACCGUCUCACCGAAAGCUCUUCUUUUAAUUCCUUUUUUUUUUUUUUUCCUUCUUCCCAUUUAACUCCUUUUGCCAUUUGGCUCUGUAAUGAUCUUGAAGUUGAUAUAUGAGAACUGCAUUUUGUUCUAGGGUUUA
This is a messenger RNA of Quercus robur (English oak), 1496 nucleotides long. RefSeq names its product cell division protein FtsZ homolog 1, chloroplastic. Gene Ontology annotation, cellular component: cell division site; cytoplasm; chloroplast. Gene Ontology annotation, biological process: chloroplast fission; cell division; microtubule-based process. The transcript has 6 exons. Bases 130 to 1389 code for a protein of 419 amino acids. The record is from RefSeq and is a predicted model, not a curated record. Gene Ontology annotation, molecular function: GTPase activity; GTP binding. NCBI's taxonomy places the organism in Eukaryota, Viridiplantae, Streptophyta, Magnoliopsida, Fagales, Fagaceae.